UGCACAUGUGAACAUUGUGGAAAGAAGUUUGGUCGACCAUGGCUUCUUCAAGGUCAUUUGAGGACACACUCUGGGGAACGACCUUUCAAGUGUCAAAUUUGUGGAAGGUGUUUUGCAGACCGGUCAAACUUGAGAGCGCACGGACAGACGCAUGAACUCGUCAAAAAGUACAAAUGUUCCCAGUGUACUAAAUCCUUCUCCAGACUCUCCCUACUCACAAAACAUAAGUCUUCGUCCGGGUGCGAAUGA
This is a messenger RNA of Helobdella robusta, 249 nucleotides long. RefSeq lists its product as hypothetical. The record is from RefSeq and is a predicted model, not a curated record. Gene Ontology annotation, molecular function: DNA-binding transcription factor activity, RNA polymerase II-specific; RNA polymerase II cis-regulatory region sequence-specific DNA binding. Lineage: Eukaryota; Metazoa; Annelida; Clitellata; Rhynchobdellida; Glossiphoniidae. The transcript has 2 exons. Gene Ontology annotation, biological process: regulation of DNA-templated transcription. The annotation marks the transcript as partial.